AUGCCCACUAGCAAUGCAAAGAAGGCCCCCGAAAGCAGGGUGUCCCUGUUCAACUUGGCUGUUGUCUUGGCUCUGUGCCUAGGGAGUCUUACAUAUGGCUAUACGUUUAGCAUUACAUCGACAACCCUCGGCCAACCCGGAUGGUACGAAUACUUCGGCUUGACCUCAGUAGAAACUGAGGCUCUCUACGCCUUCACCAAAAGAAUCGAGGGCGCAAUGAAUGGCUUGUUCUGUGCCGGUGGGUUCUUUGGUGCUCUUUUUGUCGGAUGGUCCUCCAACUCAGUGGGCCGAAAAGGGUCACUCUGGAUUGCGUCGCCCAUUGCAAUUGUUGGCGGUGCACUUCAAGCUGGAGCAACGCAUAUCGCUAUGUUUCUUGCCGGACGUUUUAUUGGAGGGGUUGCAGUCGGCAUUUUGGUCGUUUUGAUCCCGCUUUUCCAGUCCGAAAUUGCACCUCCAGCUACACGAGGAUUCCUUGUCUCUCAGCACGGUGUCGUCAUUGUCCUUGGCUACUCACUUGCUGCUUGGACCGGGUUUGCUUGUUACUUCUCCGAGAAUCUCGGCUUCCAAUGGCGAUAUCCCCUGGCCGAGCAGUGUCUUUGGCCCGUGGGCUUACUAUUGCUCACGCCAUGGAUUCCCGAGUCCCCUCGAUGGCUGAUCAUGAACGACCGUCCCGAAGAGGCGUGGGAGAUCAUUAGAAAGCUCCAUGGCCUCUACCGCGAAGAAGCCACUUCGGAGUUAUCCGCCUUUGCUAGAGAGGAAUUUCACCAAAUGAGGCAGCAAGUCACCGCAGACAAAAUAACAGCCGCCAGUGAAACGUUUUCGUGCCUCUUUACGAAGCCGUCUUACAGAAAGAGAAUGAUAUGUGCCUUCUUUACCAUGUUUGCUGCAGAGUCGACAGGGAUCUUGGUGGUUUACAACUAUUCAGUUCUAUUAUACCAGGGGCUUGGGUUUGGCAACACAAUGUCCCUUCUUCUCGCAGCCAUCUAUGUCUCGGUUGCCUGUGUUGGAAACUAUGGUAAGAUCGAACUUCUCAGCAAAGGUAUCUUGAAAGGGACUAUCUCACCAGAAAUAGUGAUUGGCCUUUCCGGCUGCAUGGUCAGUCUGAUCUGCGAGGCAGCACUGGCUGCCCGCUUCGCAGGUGGCCAAAAUGAAGCAGGCCUUCGAGCCGGAGUAUUUUUCAUGUUUCUCUUCAUUACCUUUUAUGGAUGCUGCAUCGACGCCACUACGUUCGUCUACUGCAGCGAGAUCUUCCCAAGCCACAUCCGCUCCUACGGAAAUGCCUGGGCUUUGUCCGUCCUGUUCCUGACAGCGAUGGUUUACCUGGAAGCGGCUCCGACUGCCUUUGCUGUGAUAGAGUGGAGGUACUAUCUUGUAUUCAUUGUCCUUACCUUCUUUAACACGGCCUUUGUGUGGUUCUUCUUCCCUGAGACCAAGGGACUCAGUCUGGAGGAAAUUGGAGAACUAUUUGGCGAUGAAGUUGCUGUUCAGCUUACGCGGCUGACGAUGGAGGAGAGGGACAUGCUUGAUCACAAUAUUCUUUCAGUGAAAGACGAUGUCACGACAUCUCACGUCGAGAAUAGCGAGCCUGCCUGUGGCUCUGCUUAG
This is a messenger RNA of Aspergillus puulaauensis, 1605 nucleotides long. RefSeq lists its product as uncharacterized. Bases 1 to 1605 code for a protein of 534 amino acids. Gene Ontology annotation, biological process: transmembrane transport; carbohydrate transport. Gene Ontology annotation, cellular component: membrane. Lineage: Eukaryota; Fungi; Ascomycota; Eurotiomycetes; Eurotiales; Aspergillaceae. The transcript has 8 exons. The record is from RefSeq and is a predicted model, not a curated record. Gene Ontology annotation, molecular function: carbohydrate:proton symporter activity.